AUGGAGGCCUUCAUUCUUCUGAAGAAGAUAAAGGGGCCUACUCUUAUGCACAUUAAUAGAAUAGAUGGUGAAGUGGUACGAAUGCAAGACAUCAACACGGUCUCUUAUGGCACUCCUCCGAUUCGAAUAGCCUAUCUUUACUUUUUGCAGCGAAAUAUGUUUGAAACUGUGUCUAUUUGUAUUUAUAAGUCGACAACUGCCGAGCCAAUAAAUAAUCCAGAUGAAAAUCACAAAAUACGCACUGAAACAAUACAUGUUAAAAAACAGAAAUUAGAUCAUGCUGAAUGCACAGAGAGCAGUGAAUUUGUUAAGUGCCCAGAGUCUUCUAUGCUAUGUGAUGCAUGGACCUUUACAACUCUAGAAAGUCCGUUUUCUUCUGACAGCCUACUCACUAGCAAUAUAACUAGGUGUAUAGACUCUGAGGCAGUUAUUUCUAGAGUUGGAAGAUUUCUUAAUGAGUCCAAUGCCAAUAUGAUUGUUUGCUAUAAUGCAGACACUAGCCUAAUUAGAGAAAAGCUGCUAGGUCGGAAAGACUCCUAUAACUUUCUUGCAGCAUUCUCUCCCAUUUGUGAUAAAAUCAGUCUUAUUUGUGAUAUUUCCCAAUACUUUGAGUCUGUAUGCAGGCUUACUGAAUAUACUUUAGAGGAAAUGUGCAAAAGCUAUUCUCUUGAGCAUGCAGACAUUCCUGUUUGUGGUAGCGCAGACUCUCUUCAGAUGGUUUACAGUGCCAUUCGAAAUGGGCAUGCAUCAGACAGCGUUCUUGUGCAGCUUAACACUGCAAGAGUAUCUGCUGCAACAAUGCAUGCAAUUUUUACUAAAGGGAAUCUGCUUGCUCUUGCAGAAAAGCUAGCUUACAUUACAGGAGCGCUUCUUAACCCGAUUUUUCAUGGAUAUAAGUCUGACAGGGUAGAAUAUCUGCUUCUGCACCGGAUGCGAGACAAUCAGUAUCUUAUACCUAGAAAAUCACUGGGAGGAAAGAUAUCUGACAAGGACACAUAUGAAGGAGGAUAUGUGUUUUUAGAUAAACCAGGCGUCUACUCGGAAAGGUAUAUUGCUCUUUUUGAUUUCAACUCGCUGUAUCCUUCGAUUAUACAAGAAUACAAUGUGUGCUUUAGUACUUCGCACUGUUUAAAGAUGGACAAUACUAAAGAGUCCACUCCGUCCCUUCUUCCGGGUGCGCUCAGAGACCUUGUUACACAGCGAUCUGAGAUAAAAAGGCAAAUGAAAUCUGGAGCAGGAAACACCCAGCUAUUGGAAAUUGAGCAGCGGGCAGUUAAGCUUGUUGCCAAUUGUAUAUAUGGGUGUCUUGGAUUCAAGGGGUUUAGGUUUUACAAUAAAACUAUGGCUGCCUUUAUCACAGAAUGUGGCCGAACCAUUCUUAAAGACACGAAGGCUACUCUAGAGUCUAAAGGUCUUCAAGUCAUAUAUGGAGACACAGAUUCUGUCAUGGUUGACACGGGAAUAAAAAUCACGGACCCCUCUCCAUCUUUAGAGACUCUAUCUGGCAUAUCAGAAUUAAUCAGCUGCAAAUACAAUAACAUCAAGCUGGGAUUUGAAAAGACAUUUUCAAAGCUUGUUAUGAUGGCGAAAAAGAAGUAUUUUGGUAUAUAUUGCUUGAAUGGGGCAGAUGUUAUAGAAGAAAAGGGGCUGGAGACUGGUCGCCGAGAUUGGUGCCUAGUUGCUAGAGAAACAAUCAGUGCUGUCAUGCGGAUUCUUUUAUUCUCUCCUAUGCCGGAAGAGGAAAUACUUCGAAUGCUAUCCAGCUUAAAAGAAAGUAUGAAAUCCCGUGAUAAAGAAAGCUAUUUAAUUCGAAAGAAGAUACAGAAGAAUCCUGAAAGCUAUAAUGCAGUGCAAACAACAUCCCUACAACAAGUUUGUCUUGCGCUUCGGCUUAAGCAAGAAAGAGGUUUAACAUUCCACGGUGGAGACAUCAUCUCAUUUGUAAUCGCACUGCAUAAUGGAAUAUCCCGCCCUGAGCUGGUUUCAGAAAGAAGUGAAAUCCACUAUGAUUACUACAUGAAAUUGCAGGUGUUCCCACCCCUCCAAAGAAUGCUGGAGCAUUUUUCUUCUAUAUCUAUAGAGAACAUCCAGAAAGUGCUUGGUUUGUACACCUCGCAUAAUAAACCCGUGCAGAAGGCUCAAUACAGCAAUGUAUCACCAGAAACAAAAGAUGCUCUGAGUAUUCUUUCUCCUUGCUGUAGCCACCGACAGGAUAUGGCCUCUAGCUGUGCUGCCUGUGGAAGUUCUUAUACUCCCACACAAAUGAAAAAGCUUCUUAGAACCAUAAUAUAUAAACAGAGCAUAAAGCUGUAUGCAGUAAAAAGAUGGUGCUUUAAGUGCUGCCAAGUUGAGGAGUACAGCCCAAACUGCCUAAAAUGUCUUCUUCCAAUCGAGUGGAAAGAAACUUCACCAGAGAAUUUCCAUGCAUUUUUAUAUAAGCUACAAGAAAUGUUUUUUGGUACACCAUAUGAGCAGUCCAUUACAGAUAUUUUAUCUAUUUCCAACUACUUAUCCAUUGACAUUAGCAAGUUCCCACUAAACUGGUUUUCAGGCAAUCUGUACAUUCCUUCAAUGAUUAACAGAAGAAACAUCCUCGAUAAACUCUUCCUGUGAUAUAUUUAAGGUAUUUAUGUUCAGCCAGUUGGUCUAUUAUGCUAUUACAAGUUUACAUUUAAGAUUAAAUAAUUGAA
Molecule: messenger RNA, 2690 nt
Organism: Nematocida parisii ERTm1
Lineage: Eukaryota; Fungi; Microsporidia
Exons: 1
Coding region: 1-2613 (870 amino acids)
Biological process (GO): leading strand elongation; lagging strand elongation; mitotic DNA replication initiation
Cellular component (GO): alpha DNA polymerase:primase complex
Molecular function (GO): pyrimidine nucleotide binding; chromatin binding; purine nucleotide binding
Source: RefSeq, a predicted model, not a curated record